CCUAAAGCAAAUGCACUAGCAGAUACUUAUAUUUACACGUUGUGUAUAUGAAUAUCUGUGUACAGCAAAUAUUGUUCAAAAGUCAAUAAUCGAAAAGUAAUAUUAUUUUGUUUAUCAAUAAAGUUCAUCAGUCUUUAAGCAUAGAGAAGUUACUUUUAUGCAUUCCUUUUGAAUAUUACAUUAAUAAAGCAAAUGUAUAUUCACUAAAAAUAAUCCUUAAAAAAGAAAUUACGAAGUGUUUAGCCAAAAAAGAAUUAAUCAGAUUAAUCAAUUUUCAAUGUUUAUAUAUUUAUGUGUGCUUGCAAUCAUCAUCAGUCAAUCAUCUAUUGAUCAAUUGAAAUUAUCUAGUGUAAAUGGACAAAAUAUCUUGAAAUAUGAACCACAUUUCGAAAAGAAAAGAGGUGGAGAAUUCAUCAAGAGAAAUAUUAAUGAUAAUGAAGAUUAUGCUACAGAAGUUGUCAAGAGAUCAAGACAACUGCCGUUUCAACCAAAUUCUAUUAAAACUUCUUAUUGGUUUGAAAAUAAAAUAAUCGAUAAAGUGUAUGGAACAAAGAAUGGUGAAAAAGUAAAAAAUACAAAUAUCUCGCUAACAAUAAAACCUGAAUUGAAUAACAAUCAUACUGUGAAGAAUCAUAAAUUAAACAGUCAGAAUUCGGAAAAGCGAUCACAAAAUUCAAAUUAUUGGAUUAAAACUGUUUCAGAUGAAUCUAACAAUAUUGAUCCAACAAAUGAUUCUUUUAUAUUCAUUAAUAUGAGUAAACUACUUGAACGAGAAAAACGUCAUGUUCCUUCAGUGGCACAUUAUAUUCUUUCACCAUUAAUAGCUAAUCGAAAGAAAGAUUCAUACACUUAUCCUUCAUUGACGUCAUCAUCAUCUUCAGCAUCAUCUUUGCCAUUAACUUAUAGAUCACAGAAUUCACGAAAAGAAAAGUUCACCAAAUAUGGGACAUCAUUAAGACCUAAAAAGCUAACAAGUCAAUCAUUUAUCACAUAUAAUGUUGAAAAUGAUAUUUUUAACUUUGUAUUUCAGUUUGUACGAUAUAAUACAACUUCAGUAGAUUUGAUUACAGCCUUCAAUUUAAUACGUGAAUGGGAACGUUACAAAACAGUACAACAAGUACAAGUACAAAGAGAGCAAAAAUUGAAAAUGUUACGUCAUAAACAAGAACACAGACGUCUUGAUGAAUAUUAUCGUUAUUUACGACAUUUUUCAACAAUGCUUACCAAUGAAAAAGCGAAACAAUUUAAAAAAGCACAAAAUUUUUAUGAUUUCAAGAAAAUUAUCACUGGUACUAAAGGUGUUAAGACAGAUUUGAAAAAUAGUGGUAAUCAUAAAAACAAAGUGGAAUAUCAUGAAAAGUUAAUGAAUUCACGUUUUGAUUCAUCGUCACAAAUGGAACGACAAAAAAUUCAUGAGUCAUAUUCAUCUUCAAAUUUAAAUGAUAUGCAAUUUUCCGGUGGAAUAGGUGGUGGAAUAUUUGUGGGUAGUUCACGACCGAGAAAGAUAAACAGUCGUGAAGGUCGUGCAAUCCUAUCAGAAAGUAGCAGUAAUAAUAAUAAUAAACAAAAUUCCUUGAAAGUAAAUUUAGCAACAGAAUUUUCACAUAUUUUGAAUAAAGCUAAUGAUCAAUUAUCAAAAGAUCUACAAUCGAAUGAAAUGAAAAUUGAUUCUGGAAGCUACCUCAACGAAGAGUCGUAUUCGGAAGAUGAAUUAAGACGAGCUUUUGAAAAUUAUCAAGAAUUCAAAAUGACAUCUUGUCAACCACAAAAUCAGACAUUAUGCACAGAAGCACUUCUUCAAUUAAGUCAUCAUAAUCAACAACAACAACAUCAACAGCAACAGCAUCAAGUACCAAAUCAUGAUCAUCAUCAUCAUCAUACAGCACUUAUUAUACCACGUGGUAUACACAUUCAACGAUGUGGUCAACAAGAAAUUUCACGUUGUAAUCAUUAUACAAAUUCAUUUACAAACUAUGAAGAAGAAUAUGAUUAUGAAAGAUCUGAAUUUACACCAAUCUCAUCAUCUGCAUCUAAUGGUCAAGCAAAUUAUGAUGAUCAGUAUUUAGAUAUAUUAAAUGAUCGUAAUCAGUAUACAUCAUGUAAUUGUGAAACACUUGAAGAAGAAUGUUUACCUGUAAAAGUUUCAUUGAAAACAUUUGCAGUUGCUGUAAUGCAAAUUGUACCUUUUGGAAAUUUUACUCAUUCAACCGAAUUGAUUGCAUUGACAAAUCAUCUCCAGUGUGGAUGUCAACCACGCUGUAGUAAUCGACUAUGUAUUCCUCCGCUGAAAUUCAUUAUGCACACAUUUUCCGAUUGUGCAUGUAUAUGCCCACCGAAUGAUAAACGAUGUUUUGAAUUAUUGGAAGGGAAACGUCAAUUCACAGCUGAAGAAAUUCCAUUACCUUUAAAUGGUUCUUACAUCUUACCACCUUGUCGUUACGGUGUGAUGGAUGAUUUACACUUGUAUCAUAGACACUGCCCUGGACCAACAAGAAAUACAUUUCCAAUUAAAUGAUAUGAAAAAAUUAAAUGAAAUUAACGGGAAACAUUUCUUUCAACUACUACUAGCCAUGUGUUAAGUAGUUUAGGAGUUAUAUGUGGUUUUUAGCGAGUAACCUACGGAAACGAAGUAUAAGAAGACAAAAUCGCGAAAUAUAUCAUAUUUUUCUAUUUUUUACAGUUGUCGUCUGCGUUUUCAUUGAACUUAUAGCUAUCACUCUGAUUUAUAGAUAUAUACAAACUAGAUAUCAACACAACUAUAUGAUAUUUGUCAUUGUCUCUACUGUAAAUCAAAAUAUUUUGCUGAAUCAUUAAAAUCGUAUUCGCUUUUUAAAUGUCUAUAAUAUCAUUAUCCAUAUUUUACUGAAUGAUUAUCUACUAUCUAAAUUUGUUUCCAGUAAUCUGAUAAGGAUCAUACUAAGAAAUGUUUGCUAUGAAAGCAACAGUUAUUUAUACUGCAAUAUCGAUGUAACUGUUAUGAAAUCCAUAAUCCGAGAAUCACAAUUACAAUGUAACUAGCUCAGUGUGACAUCUUUGUACUACUGUCUUCAUAAUGUCUUGCUAUUCAUUAUGAAUAAGAUAUUUUGUACUGAAAUUAUUGUAAUUUACUAAUCAACUAAAUUACAUUGUAAACUAGAACCAGUAAAUCUGUGGAUC
Molecule: messenger RNA, 3156 nt
Organism: Schistosoma turkestanicum
Lineage: Eukaryota; Metazoa; Platyhelminthes; Trematoda; Strigeidida; Schistosomatidae
Source: the annotation of a GenBank genome assembly